Molecule: messenger RNA, 519 nt
Organism: Penicillium canescens
Lineage: Eukaryota; Fungi; Ascomycota; Eurotiomycetes; Eurotiales; Aspergillaceae
Exons: 1
Coding region: 1-519 (172 amino acids)
Source: RefSeq, a predicted model, not a curated record
AUGAGCACAAACCCAAACAGCGCCAGACACAACAGCACCAGCAACCAAGGGUCGGUGUCCGGCCCAGGCUCACGCUCAACAAACUCUUCCCCAGACCCCUAUCACCCGCAGAGCCGCGAACGCUACGACAGCGUCUCAAGCAGCUCCAGCGCAAACGCAGAUCGUCGCCGGCCGCCGCGCCCCAAGUAUGAGGAGGAGGAGAUGUACUUUAUCUGGUACCAUCGCGUUGAUCUGUGCCAGGAGUGGAAGGAGGUGCGCGAGGCGUUCAAUCGGCAGUUUCCAGAUCGCCAGAGACGUGGCUUUCAGGGUAUUCAGUGCAAGUUCUAUCGCUUUAUUAAAGAGAAGAAGUGUCCUACUUUGCGGGAGCAGCGGCGGAUGCGUGAUGGCGAGUUUUUGAGGGAGGGGACUAGUGUUCAGGGUGGGACUGAGUCUGGGGCGCCCCGGUUUGGUGUUAUUGAAUGGGGGAAGGUUUGGUAUCCUUGGAUGAGGGAAAGUAGGGCGGAGGUUUUGAGGUUGUGA